This is a messenger RNA of Calypte anna (Anna's hummingbird), 1758 nucleotides long. RefSeq names its product acyl-coenzyme A thioesterase 1-like. The record is from RefSeq and is a predicted model, not a curated record. Gene Ontology annotation, molecular function: fatty acyl-CoA hydrolase activity. NCBI's taxonomy places the organism in Eukaryota, Metazoa, Chordata, Aves, Apodiformes, Trochilidae. Bases 159 to 1418 code for a protein of 419 amino acids. Gene Ontology annotation, biological process: fatty acid metabolic process; acyl-CoA metabolic process. The transcript has 3 exons.
GCUGGAAGGUUGAAGGAAGCGGUCACGGUGGUUCCUCCAAGAACAGGACAGGGGUGUGUGAAUCCCUGGAAGCCACAGGUUACUGAGGAGCCCGCGUCGAGCAUCUCCGCGUCUCUCCCCGGUACAGGGCAGCUCCUCUCUCCAUCGGUAGGGCUGGGAUGGCGGUGCAGGUGUCGGUACUUCCUUCCCCCCGGUGUCUGUUCGAUGAGCCGGUGCAGAUUUGCGUGGCGGGACUCCUGCCCUGGCAGACGGUCACCCUCCGAGCCAGCCUGGUGGAUGAUAGCGGGGAACUUUUCCAAGCCCACGCUCGCUACAGAGCUGGGAGCAGCGGGGAGCUGGAUCUCAGCCGCUGCCCCUCUCUGGGAGGCAGCUACUCGGGAGUGGAGCCCAUGGGGCUGCUGUGGUCCCUCCAGUCCGAAGCUCCCUAUAAGCGCCUGGCGAAGAGGAACGUCCUGACCCCUUUCUGCGUGGACUUUGAAGUGUACGCGGGACACGAGAACACGAGCCACUUGCUGGCCAAAUGCACCAACGAGAGAUGGUUUUUAGGAGAGGGGGUGAAGAGGAUUCCGAUCAGAGAAGGUCGCUUGAAAGCAACCCUCUUCCUCCCUCCUGGACCUGGUCCAUUCCCUGGACUUAUUGAUCUGUAUGGAUCUGGAGGAGGUCUUGUUGAAUACAGAGCAAGUCUGCUGGCUAGCAGAGGCUUUGUGACUCUGGCUGUUGCUUAUAUGGCCUUUGAAGAUCUCCCUGCCAUGCCAGAGGUUCUUGAACUGGACUAUUUUGAGGAAGCUGUCAACUUUUUGCGGAAGCAGCAGCAGGUGAAGGAUACUGGGAUUGGUAUUCUGGGCUUGUCUAAAGGAGCUGAUCUGGCCCUUUCCAUUGCCACAUUUCUACCUGGCAUCAAGGCAGCUGUCAGCAUAUCUGGAAGUGGUUUUAAUACUUUCAUCCCCCUGAAGGGGAAUGGAUUCACUGUUCCUGCUCAUCCAUACGAUCUGGGGAGGAUGAAGACCGAUGAAGAUUCUGAGCUGGUAGAUUUUACAGAUGUUCUAGAUGAUCACAGAGACCCAGCAACUUCGGCUAGUCACAUUCCACUGGAGAGAUCCUUGGCCAAGUUCCUCUUCCUGUCUGGACUGGAUGACAAGAACUGGAAAAGCGAUCUCUAUUGCCAGGAUGCUGUUCAGCGCCUUCAGCAGCAUGGCCAGGAAGUGGAGUUUUACUCCUAUUCUGGAGCAGGACACCUUUUGGAGCCACCAUACUUGCCUCUGUGCCAGGCUUCAAUCCACAGAGUGCUUGGGUUGUUUGUGCAUUGGGGAGGGAAAUGGAGGGAGCAUGCCAAAGCCCAGGAAGAUGCCUGGCACAGGAUACAGGCCUUUUUCUGGCAACACUUGAUGGACUCAGACAUCCCUAAGAGCAAGCUGUAGUGGGAGCUGGCAAAAGUGCUGAUGAGGGUUGGUAUUUCAGCUCUCGUGGAAUCUAGGCACUGAAAAUUUCCUGGCCCUCUUUCCUCUGAACCUCAGUGUUGUGUAGUUCUGUAGUUUAAUUUCCCAAAUAAUGUUCCAAUUUUUAGUUGAAUGUCAGAUGUCUUUUGUCUGCAGCAGCAAUGUGUAGAUUAUCACCUGAUCUGCCUGUGUGCUGGAGGCAUCUGAGAAAAGCCCAGCAUCUGAGAAAAGCCCAGCAUCCUAUCAUACAAAUUUCAUAGAAUCAUAGAAUUGGAUGGGUUGAAAGGGACCUCAGAGAUCAUCAAAUCCAACCCUUGAUCCA